This is a messenger RNA of Drosophila eugracilis, 6374 nucleotides long. RefSeq names its product HEAT repeat-containing protein 1 homolog. NCBI's taxonomy places the organism in Eukaryota, Metazoa, Arthropoda, Insecta, Diptera, Drosophilidae. Gene Ontology annotation, biological process: maturation of SSU-rRNA from tricistronic rRNA transcript (SSU-rRNA, 5.8S rRNA, LSU-rRNA); positive regulation of transcription by RNA polymerase I. Gene Ontology annotation, molecular function: snoRNA binding. Gene Ontology annotation, cellular component: small-subunit processome; t-UTP complex; 90S preribosome. The record is from RefSeq and is a predicted model, not a curated record.
AUAAAGAAGAAAUUUAAUUAUAAAGAAAUAAAAGAAAGGCCGUUCAAGAUGAGUACCGCUUUGGCCCAGCAGCUGCAGAAAUUAGCGGCUCCGCAGUCGUCCAUCACUUUGGUGGAUGCACGAAGUCGAGCCUCCUUGCUUUUCGAUCCCAAGGAGGCGGCUACCAAGGACCGAAAAUCCAUCUACGAGAUUGGGGUAGUGGGAUUGCAGGAGCUGACCGACUUCAACCCGGCCUUUAAGGAGUUCCAGCUGACGCUUUUUGAUGAGGCUACAUUAACAUUGGAGCGAUCCGUUGAGCUGCCUGAGGUCAACAAAAUGCUGGACGCAGCCAUCGGAAAAUUCCUGCGCCUUUUAUCGCCCUACCUCCUGUUGCGCCCUGCUCACUUGGCCUUCGAGUGGCUUUUGCGUCGAUUCCAGGUGCACGAGUACAACCGCAACGAGGUGAUGGCCCUAAUUCUGCCAUACCACGAGACCCCUACCUUCGUAAAGAUAUUAAAGACCAUGAGGCUCCGGUCAUCGGAUGCGGAUUGGUACUGGCUGCGACCGUUGCAGCGUCCUGCCGUCCCACUUGCUAAGACGGCCAUCAUCAACAGAGCUGCCAGCAAUCCUGCAUUCCUGGGCUUCAUUUGUCAGAACACCCAGAAGACGGUCAAGGAACUGGGUCCGAGGGCCCACCAACUGCAAGCCCAGAUCAACUUCUAUGCCACCGUCGUGGUGGGCGCCUUGCAGACGGCGAAACCUCUGCAAGAUUGGCAUAUAACAACGAUCUUGGAGUCCCUGCUGCGUGGUUUGGUUUCGGAUAACAUUGAUUUCAUGGCCGCUGCCUAUGUAAUCGUCGCCCAGCUCGUCUCCCGCACCAAGCUGAAAAGCAAGGUGUGCAACGCCCUCCUCGAACGCGUGGCCAAUUGCCCGUUCGAAAGGCUGCACAGCGAAUCCCUGCUUCUGCUCAUAUGCAUAUAUGGCAAACAGCAGGCCGCAGUGCCUCAAUUUAAGCCCGAAACCGUCCUCAAUCUGGUUGGCCAGAAGUGGCUCAUCUCGACUCUGGCCUCUCUGGCAAAAAGCAAUAUUGCCAUUCAGUCCAUUUGCAUGCCACUCAUCACGGGCUCUGUGGCCGCCAUUAGAGAGAAUGACGCUGCCUCCAACUCGUGCAAACAAUUCUUGGACAACCUUCUUUCGGAUGUGCCAAUGGCAGUGCCGACUGCCCAGCAAUUGAUUAAUUGCUUUCUGGAUACUUUCGUGGAAACAGAAAGCGAGGCACCAGAGCCAAUGGAAACCGAUGACGAUACCAUAGUAAUUGAUUCUGACGAUGAGACCGAAACGGAAAAGACCAGCUUUCAAACAUGGUUUUCCUCUUACCUCGAAAAGCUGGAGAGACGUUAUGCGGAAGCUUUUGAUUUGAGUGUUAAGGAAGCAUUAAGAACGAAAUCUGCUACAAGUAAUCGCAAAAAGGCCUUGAAGUUGGCCCUAGGAUUCCGUCUCAAUACCACCGAUGAGAAGGCAAAGCACGCAUACGAGAAGCUUUACCACUACAGCGCAGACUGGCGACUGGCUGCUGUUCAGCAACUGCUUAAAAACCUGAAGUCGUCUAAAAAACGAGAGAGAAGCUUAAAGCUACUUCAAGAGUGUCUGUCAGACAGGAUCAAUGAUGACAGUGGUUCUGUAGUGUCGGCUAUGCUUUCUUUAUCAACUGAAGAGCUUGCUGAGAUAUUAGGUUCUGUACCUCUAGCCCAAACCCUUUGCAGUCUACUAAACCGUGCUCAAUCUGAAAAGGAUGAAGAGUGGCGACCUGUGGUUUCGUUGGCUGUCCGCCACCUGACCUCAGACCUUGUAAGCGGCUAUUAUGACAAAAAUCUUGUCUUAUUGGCGCUGAUGCCGCUGCUGUUUCCUGGUGAGGCUCUGGCAGAGCAUGAGCAUACGGCUCUUCUUAUUCUGCUCACUAGUGAUUUCUCCUGCAAAGUUCCAUUUUUAUCUAAGCUAAAAGUGAGCCAGGAAUUCAGCGAUUUUAAAGCCAAUGAGCAUCGUCAGCAUUUUCUGGAUGUGAUAGCGAGCAGCAGUGAGGAGUUGCUAAGUCAAGAAAGGGCGCUUCUACAAAGCAUAGAAGAUCACGGAGGUGAAGCUUACAUACAGGAUGCCUCCCAGUUAACCCACCUGUUACUUCUGCUGACUGCUUAUGCCAAAAAAGAACUGCACCCACUGGAAAGCCUUCACAUGCUGGAAAAAAUUGUACUGUACGGUCGACGUAUGCAGUUUCGUGUAACUAACAGAAAUCGCAACUCUCAGAAUGUUGCCCCUGUCCAAUUGUAUGUGGAUUUUCUUUUGACUUUGGUUAAGAACACCAAAUGGACAAAUCUGUCUGCGACGCCUUGGAAUCAGUUGACUGAUGAACUUCGUCUUUGUCUGAGGCUGUUAGAAAUAAUUUGCGCACAAGUCUUUUCGGAACGGAUUGAUCUGCCAGAGCGUCAGGAAUGGACCCGAGCAUUACAGCAAAGCCUACAACUGAUUUUGCCUGAAGCCCAAGAAAGACUGGAUUUCCUCUCCAACUUCUACGUCUUCGAUCGAUUGCCGGAAUUGUGGCAUCGGGACUCCGACUAUGCCGUGUUCCGCCUGCAGGGUUUCUUGCUGCUGGAGGCGGUGCUGUCUAACCCAAAAUCGCAGCUGAAUUGUAGUCUUGUUCAUGUGUUGCGGGUGGCCAACGCCUGCGGAUCGCCUCUACAAACCCUACGAGUUCAGGCCGUUAACACGCUGGAAUUGAUUAGUAAUCGCAAACUAGUGUCCCAUGUGGAGCAAUUAGUGAGAUCGUUACUUCAGCGGAAGAGCGAACUGGGCAUGGACCAUGAACAGUAUGCCCUGAUUCUGUACACAAUUUUGGACCCAGAGAAGGCCACGGCUAAGGAAAAACUGGUCCUGUCCAAGCUAAAGAGAUCUAUUUUAGCAUUGGCCUGUGAUUCCGAGCAACCGCCCAUUUAUACCGCAGCUUUGCUUGCGGCUCUCAAGCACGUGAACGAAGAGCAUUUCUUAUCCGAUUUACUACCGCUGGGGCUUGAAUCCCUUAAGAAGAUCACUACGGGCGAUGGCACACAGCAUUUGAAACAGCUGCCGUGGCCACAUAGUGAAAUUUACAAGUCGGUAUUGGAAAAAUUCGAAGGACGUGUUGCGUUGAAUGUUUUGCUCCGGAAACCUCUGGCUUGGACGCUGUUCGAGGAGAGUUUCGCUCACGACGACACCUACGUUUUACUGGAACAGAAGCUCCAACCUCUUCCCUGCGUUCUUCUUAAUAGUCUAUCACCUGAGACGUUUGAGCAAAUGCAGCCCAACCACAAGCUAUCUCUCAUUAAGCUGAUUGUGAAGGCGGCUACCAACUCGGACAACGAUAGUAUUUUCCUGGCCAGUCAUCGAUUGUUGAAGCGCUGCCGCUUGGAAUGCCAGCCUCUCGUGCCUAUGCUGACGGAGACGGCAAGCACAAAGGUGCAGGAGAAAAAUCCCAAAAAACGACUCUCUGUAGCGGUCCAACAACUAGAUCUGACCAGCCCAUCCUGGAAGCAGGGAAUGACUCUUCUCGAGCUAUUGGAACAUAAGAAGCAGCUUGUUGGAGCUGAGUUGCUGAUUCCUUCGCUAUUCGAACUGCUUCAAGCCUGUCUAACGCUGGAAGAGCAGAGUGCUGCCGAAUAUCCCAAACAGCUAAUUCUCUCCAGUUUGCUACACUGUUGCCAAACGGCCCAGUCAGCUGGCGUGCAGCUUGUUAAGGCUCUGCCCGAAUCUUGCUUCCGCAUCGAACUGGUGGUGCAGUGCCUAAGGAAUACCCGCAAUCCACAGACCCAGCAGCACGCCCUACUUUUCCUGACGCACUGUGCCGGUAUGUAUCCGCAGCAGGUGUUACUCAAGAUCGUCGAGAUAUUUACCUUCGUGGGUUCCACGGUGGCCCGUCACGACGAUGCCUUCAGCUUACACAUUAUCCACAAUGUUGUUGAGUCAAUUAUUCCUAUCCUGCUGCUGAACACUGGACAUAGAGAGUUGGUUAUACCCGUGCUCAAGGUGUUUGCUGAUAUUUGCACGGAUGUGCCUAUACAUCGGAGAUUGCCUCUUUAUGCCACCCUCUUCCGCGUCUUAGAGCCCAAAGAACAUCUUUGGCAGUUCCUAUGCAUUGUAUUCGAGUCGCAAGUGAUUUUGGAGGUUUCCACAGACAAGUCGCGGCUGGACUUUGCUCGCGAACUUACUCUGAUGUUCGAAGAUCCAACCAUUGGCUUACAAACUAGCGUAUGUCUGUUGGAACACUUGGCCAAAUUGCCUGCAAGCAAAAGCGGUCUGAAGGAGAAUACCGAUACGUCAACUUUAUUAACGGAAGAACAAAUCUUUGAUGUGGAGACACACACGUUCAAGCAGUUGCGCCACUACAAGUACCUUAUCAUGGACUUCCUAUCUGGAAUCAGCAGCUGUAACGAAUGGCAGGCGAAAAUGAAACGGCCAGACCCGACAGAGUUAUUGCCCUACUAUCAGGACUUUAUCCUGAAGACACUCGCAUAUGUGGGCGUGAUUAAUGUAUCUUUGGAAGCAGCCACCGAAACGCCUUCUCUGGAGAAGUUCUGGCGGGUGUUGGCUAACCAUGCCCACGAUGUCUUGGAUAACGCCAUCGGUCUACUGGCACCGGAACAUUUUAUCAGCGUGAUCACCGAGCUACUGCAGCACGAUCAUGUAUAUGUGCGCAUUAAGGUCUUGGACCUGUUGGUGACCAAGUUAGGCCCUACAAGUGAUUAUUUCCAGCAGUCGUCAGCGGAACACUUUGGAGUUCUCUUCACUCCAUUACAGGAGAUAAUCAAUGGUAUUUUGGAAGGCGGUUCCAGCACUGCACUGCAGGCGAAGCUUCAACAGACUGCAUUGCAUGCUUUACAGCUCUUGGCCUUCCACCACGGGCGGGACUUUAUUGAGCAAUGCCGCUCCUUACUGGCUACACUGACCAAGAUCACCAAACGGAGAGCUAAUGUGCCCAAGGCAGUGUUAGGUAAUGUUGUACUGACCCUUGUCGAGAUUUGUGCAAGUCUCAAGGCCCACGCCCUAGCACAAUUACCCAAGUUUGCGCCCCAGCUUACGGAGUUGCUGAAGGAGCAGGUUCACCAAAUGGCCACUCUCAAGCAAGGACCAGACUACGUCUGUGUCACUUUGGUAACAUCUCUUUACAAGCUUUUUAAGGCUCUGCCGCUAUUCCUGGGACCCUAUUUGGUCGACAUCAUAGCGGGUCUGGCCCGUUUAUCGGUACAACUUGAGAGUCCACAAUUGAUGCAGGAUAAACGCACGCAGGCGCUAAAGCAGCGACUUGUUGAAGUUUGGGAGGCAGUCGCCCAAGGCGUGGAAGUCCGCAUCCUUGUUCCCAGUUGCGCAAAGACCUUCUCCAGUCUGUUAGAGCAGCAUGCUUAUGAUGAGUUGGGACAACUGAUGCAGCAGCUCCUGCUACAAAGCAUCAAACACAAUACAGCGGCACAAUUACAGGCAGUUCAGGAUCUCCUGAGCGAGCUGUUCCUGCAAGCCCUAGACUUCCGGCUGCAUGUUCGCGGACGCAGCUUGCAAAGGCAACUGGUUUCAGAUGUGGAGGCUUCCAUUGCCGAGACAUUCGUUACAUGGAUCCUAAAGCUAUCCGAGACCAGUUUCCGUCCCAUGUACGCUCGAGUUCACAAGUGGGCGCUGGAGAGCAACUCAAAGGAAACUCGUCUUACCUACUUCCUGCUGACCAACCGGAUCGCCGAAGCUCUAAAGUCAUUGUUUGUACUAUUCGCGAGUGAAUUUGUCGAAGACUCGUCUCGAUUGCUGGCAGAGCACAAUUCUACUCGACCGGAGUUCGAAGUCGGAGAUCCGGAAGAUGAUGUGGAGCUGUUAACGGCAAUACUGAACACUCUACAUCAUGUCUUCUUGUAUUGCAGUGAAGACUUCAUCAACGAGCAUCGCUUUAACGCGGUGAUGUCACCACUGGUUAAUCAAUUGGAGAACCAAGUGGUACUGGAAAAUGAACCGCUCCAGCAAGUUCUUAGCAAUACUAUCGCUCAGUUAGCGGUGGCCACCAACGAUGUGAUGUGGAAGCAGCUAAAUAGCCAAGUGCUCCUUAAGACCCGCACUCCUACGCCCGAAGUAAGAAUCCUGGCAUUCAACAGCUGCGUAGCCAUUGCACGCAAGCUUGGUGAAAGUUAUGCUCCCUUAUUGCCGGAAACGGUUCCCUUCAUUGCUGAACUGCUGGAGGACGAGCACCAGCGCGUGGAGAAGAACACUCGGAGUGCGGUACAGGAGCUGGAAACCAUUCUAGGCGAGCCUGUGCAAAAAUAUCUUUAACAAUGUAAAUGAGAAGGUUUUUUUCAACUGUGAAAUGUUAAUAAUAUAUUCUUAUAUGGAAA